CCUGUAGCUAACCGCCGCGCUGACGCUGCAAGAUAAAACCUCUGAACUUCAGCUGCAGCGGAGUCACCGAGCAGAACAGAGCCGGGACCUGUCGACGGUAAAAAUGCAGGAGGAAUCGACCAGAUCAGAUGAUCCAGACGCCACGAAUACAGCCGGGAAUCUCCGGUCUUCUUGUCCGCCAUGCAAUGAGCAGCUUCUCAAGCCAAAGCCUCCAAAAAGUCAUCCAAACCCAGAGCCAGGAGAAGUACUAAAUGAAGACGGAAAUGCCGCGGAAGCGGCUCCUCCAGUGAAAGAGUCUCAGCACUUGGACUUCUCAGAAUACCUUCGAUUUGACGAGCAUGGGAUGAUUCUUCCGCACAGCAUCCUUGGCAGCUUAGAUGAUUUUCGAAUUUAUUUGGAGGCCAGGGGGGAGAAACAUCUGUUAAAGCAUUUUCCGAAGCCUUUGAGAGAUCCCGCAUCUGAAGCCAACAUGGAGCCUCGCACAGACAGCAGGGAUGGAGAGAUUUCAUACCAGAGCAAUGCGCUUCAGAACUGGGAUAAACACAUGACAUAUCGCAGACGGAAGCAGAAAGAAUUGUCUGACUCACUCAACUGGCCUGUGGAAAACCUGCUGAUGAAUCAGGACAAGCAUUUCAGAGAAAUUAGGGAGCAGAGGGAAAUUCUAAAUCAAGUCAUGCCGCUCGCCUACGCUGGAUACGGUUACACUGUGGGCGGCGAGUUUUGGAGCCUCCCACAGCAUCUCGGCGAUGAAUUGACCGGUAUCGCAACCACGCUGACUCAGACCGAGCGAGGCCUAAAGAAACCCAUCACACAUGUGGGACACCCAGGCACCAUACACAGGGAAAUGGGAAUCGUUUCUACUGAGAUUGAGCGUCCAGCUACUCGACCUUGGGCUCAGAGUGCUUACCUGCAACACAGGACACAGGAACUUGAACACAUUGUGCAGGACGUGGACAUAAAAAAUCUAGUUAUGAGUAAACUGGAGGUGAUAGGUACCGGAAAGCCGCACACUUCCUUGUCGGAGCGCCAGGAUCUCCAGAAUGAGGAAGACGAGAAGAAGGAAAACAUUAUGGAGGAAGAGAAAUUUGACAGAGACUCACUGGAGGAAACUGAUGAGGAUCAAGUCCAGGCUUUGCCCUAUCCUGCUUUGAGGAUUAACGGUCAGCUUGCUGAAUGGACUGGACACCCAACGUCUGAUAAGGGAGAAGUUGGCAUCAGUACCUCCGUCUUGUUCAAAACCCAGACCGGGCAAAUUGUCUCAACCGACAUGGAGCUGCGCAACGAAGGCAACACCGUCAUCUUUUACAGCUGGAAGAAGCUUCCAAGACAACUAAGUCUGUCUCACCUGUACCAGCAAAAGGACCGUGUGCGCUACUACUUCAGAUCCUCCUCUGGUACAGAUUCACAAACGCGAUGGAACACCUGCUACUGCUGUUUGCGCGUCAUGUAUUUGUCCAUGUGUCAACCCUUGUCACGCUACCAGCACUCAGCCUUUUGCAUUUUUUUAUUUUUUUAUUUUCACUUUAACUCAGGUGUGAUUCAUCCCAGAGAAACCCAGCAGGUGGAGUUCAUAUUUAAGUCAGAGGAGCAAGGUCUCUGGACUGAAAUUUGGCAGCUCAACACCAACCCUGUGUUGUUGCAAGGAGCCUCGAUUCAGAUCAGGCUGAGUGGGGUGGCCAUCAAACUGGACAAAACUGCAGAUCAGAGGAGCUUCUUAAAGAACAAGCUGGAAAAGGUUGUUGUGGAAAAGUACUAUCGAUCAAUUUUGAACGGACAAGUCGGGAACAUCUACGUCCCUGAAAGGCCCAGGUCACCUGCAGAGCUUUACCUCACUGAAGAACAGCUGUUCCAGAACAAAAACCCCAGGUUGCAGUACCAUUACCAGCCAAUAGAGACCCUAAAGACACUGUGGCAACAGGUGAAACCGGAGGGCAGCUGGGAUCUCUCUUUUAACACUCUUCGACAGGCUGUAUUGUCUCUGCCUGUUGAGGAUCCUGUCAAAGAAGAGAGCUUUUCCCAGCUCAAUUCUUUGUAUCUGCAACUUUGUGAUCCUCCCGCUAGAAAACACCACCUUCUAACACCGGCCGAUAUAGGGCAGCAACUGUGGAUAAACCUUCUGGACUUAAUGGGAACUGAAGCCUUCAGGAUCAGAGAUCUGAUGGGGCUUCCAGAGAAAGAUUUGUGGUCUGAUGUGAGUACUCCGUCGCCCACCGAUGACAAGAGAGAGUCAUCGGGUGUAAUAGAGAAGUGUGGCAUGAGAGUAAAACUGAAAGACAUCGGCAGAUCAGAAUCCAAAGAGUAUGACAGCCCUUUUGAGGCCACUGGAGUGAAGAGUAAGAGAAUGGAUCAUGCAGGCAAGCGUUUCAGAGACAGACAGUGGAAGGAGUCUGAGUCACUGGCUGACUUUAGUUCAUUUUUCGACCUCGAAGCCAUAGACGAAGAGACCCUCUUGAUCUACAGAGCAGCUUUGCACGAAAAGGUUUAUAGUUGGAUGGAAGAACUUGUGUGCAAUCUGUGUGACCUGAUGGACGACAUUCAGGUGGGUGACGGACAGACCCCAAAGUGCUGCGCCUGAAAGGCAGGCUGGAUGAGAAGAAAAAGGCCCAAACAAUCAGAUAUCACUUUUGUUGACGAAUCAAUAAAGUUUGUUUUACUGAACA
Molecule: messenger RNA, 2660 nt
Organism: Xiphophorus hellerii (green swordtail)
Lineage: Eukaryota; Metazoa; Chordata; Actinopteri; Cyprinodontiformes; Poeciliidae
Gene: mycbpap
Product: mycbp associated protein
Exons: 18
Coding region: 104-2575 (823 amino acids)
Source: RefSeq, a predicted model, not a curated record